This is a messenger RNA of Cuculus canorus (common cuckoo), 6014 nucleotides long. Its product is annotated as sodium/hydrogen exchanger 2. NCBI's taxonomy places the organism in Eukaryota, Metazoa, Chordata, Aves, Cuculiformes, Cuculidae. The record is from RefSeq and is a predicted model, not a curated record. The transcript is spliced from 12 exons. Gene Ontology annotation, molecular function: sodium:proton antiporter activity. Bases 2194 to 4365 code for a protein of 723 amino acids. Gene Ontology annotation, cellular component: membrane. Gene Ontology annotation, biological process: regulation of pH; sodium ion transport; proton transmembrane transport.
CAUCUACGUGGAACUUGUUGCGGGGUUGCGACCAUCAUCACAGAUAGGAGCAGGGAAGAAAGCAGGUGAAAGAGGUUCAUUCUAAAGCCUGUGCAGGGCUCUGCCUCGGGCUCUUGGCCUUUCUCUUGACCUUUAUCUUUUUCUUGUGUUUUGCUGUGUUCAGGUAGAAGUUUGGUGAGCAGUGAAGGUAAAGAAGUACGCAUGUGUAUUUUUUUGUCCUCAAGGUCCUCAUUCUAUGCAUGAGCAGUAUUAUAUCAUAUUUUAAUGCUACCCUCUCUGUUGACCUUCCUCAAAUACUGUCCUGACUCGGCUGUUUUGUUCUGAUUCCAUUAUCAAAUAGGUAUUGAUUCCAUGCACAAAACCAUUUCCCAGAGCUAUUGAGCUCCACUCUGCAGGUCUCUCUUCUGUCCAAGAUGCAAACAUUUCAGUUCUGGCUUAAGGUAAACGUAAGCAAAGAUGAAAUUUCUUGCCUUUAUUCCGAGAACAGCAACAACUAGAAUGGACUGUUUGAGCUGGGAGGAGUGGGGGGUUCUCAAAGCUCCUUUUUCGUGCCACCAAACUGGAACAAGUCUUCAAACUCCUAAGUUUAGCACCAAGUAUUUCAUCAGAAAGAGGAAAUGCGAUGGCUUGGUGUGCGAGCCCGGGCUCAGAACUGCUUCCUUGCUCUUAGCUCUGGUUGAGUAAUUUCUCAAUUGUUUCUUAACUGCUGUUAAGAGCACGGAAUUCUCCCUCCUUCAGAGCAACACCGGAUCCUGUCGCCUUGCCUCUUUUUCUCCUCCCCAUCCCUGUGGAAUGGACCCAUGGAACAAAGAUGGGUAAAACCUUGUGGGAUUUCUGUCCGUCCGGUGAUCGUCCUACAGUUUUGUUAAUUUUUUAAAUAUAUAAAGGGAGAAGUGGCACCCGGUUCCAAAAGCUUAGCUCACUGGAAGGCUGCUCUAAAGAGGAGUCUUGCUUUGCUUUGAAGUCAGCAAGCACGCUACAGGCCAACUAUGAAUUCAAACGAACCAUGGCAAAGCAGAAAGGAGUCACUCCUAGGGUGCAUCCCUGUGUCUCUCCUGUCUCCCAAAGCUUGUCCUCCUCCCACUUUACAAAUCGGAUCAGAAACAGGGAGCUCAGGUGGUACUGAGAAACCCGGGCUCUGCGUCUGCCUAACGUUGGGUUCUGACUUUACAGCAGGAAAGUGGGUCACCAGCUUGUUAUUGGCAGCUCAAUUUUGGUGUCAUUUAGGCAGCUGAAGAGAAACAAAUAGGCCAUCGAUCAGUCUAGCAACAGCCUGGGGCCUCCAUAUUUUAAUUAUAUGUGUUCUUUGCACCAAAUUUAUCCCCUUUUGAAACAUCAACUUAAAUGAAACUCCACAAUGGAAGAAUUUGGCCACAUAUUCUUGUCUCCCCCUCUGUAUUAUUAAUACAUCUAAUGCUGUUGCAAAUAACUUUUUAUUUUUCUGUCUCUCCAACUUUUCCAAGCCAGCUCAGUUCUCAGUGCUGUUUUAAAGUAGGGAAAAGAGGUGAAGAUAACUUUUCCUGUUAGCCCUUAUCGCAGGAAGAAGAUUUAAGCAGUUGUUGGAACUUGCUCUUCCAGCGCAGGUGACCCCAUCGAGUGCAGCGCCACAGCUCUCUGUGUAGCACAAGAAAGCUGAGUGCUUCUCUUCUUUUACCAAAUGGAAAUUGAGAUUAUCAGUAAUGUUGCUGCCAUGCGUUCUCUCUGCGGGCGCUGGAGAAUUCUGGUGGAGUUCACUGUAAGACGGGUCUGGUUCGCGUGGGACCUGUUCCAUCAGAGCCUGGCUGCCCUAGCAGCACUGAUGAUUCUUUUCUUCCCCUCUGAGAAGGGUUUCUGAGAGACUGGAAGUCAAACUAUGUUGAGAGUUAGGACUGAAAUGCACCUUGUCUCCUCCUCAAGCAUGCAUGGAUGUCUCGUUGGUCUAAGGGUGCAGGAGGAGCCUCUGCCUAUUUGGGCACGUGGUGCCAAAGGGUGCAAUUGUCCAGCAGGGUCUCCCAGCUGGAAACUUAUGGACCAGGGAGGAGAGUCAGCGUGAGGCGGAGCGGUUGCUCCUGUCGUUGCAGCAACCCAUGCAGCGAGGGCGAGCUGAGCUCCAGUGUGUCCAGCAGCGCUCCCAACCAGUUGCCUGCAGUGCGGGAGCUGCUGGCCAGGAGCAGUCAGCAGGCAAAUCCCCAUGGCAGAUGACUUCUAGGGCACAUGGAGAGGCAGAGAUCAGGACAAAAAGCUGCACCUGCUGUCCUGGCUGCGUCCUUGCUCUCUUCCAGCCUCCAAGCUGCAGGGGUCGGAGCCCUGCAGGGCUCUCCACCGAUGCCGCUGCUGGAGGACGUGAUCUUGGAGAACAUCAGCUGGGCUGCCGAGGAAGCCCAGGGCAAUGAAUCUUCAGAGCACGCAUUUUUCUCUCUGGACUAUCAGCAUGUUCAAGUCCCCUUUGAAAUCACACUUUGGAUCAUGCUGGCAUCCUUGGCCAAAAUAGGAUUUCAUCUAUAUAACAAGCUGCCUUCUGUUGUUCCCGAGAGCUGUUUAUUGAUAUUUGUAGGACUCAUCAUGGGGGGAAUCAUCUAUGGCUUAAAUGACAAGUCACCGCCUGUUAUGGACAGUGACAUCUUUUUCCUCUACCUGCUGCCACCCAUCGUCCUUGACGCGGGGUACUUCAUGCCUAGCCGUCCCUUUUUUGAGAACAUUGGCACUAUCCUCCUCUACGCGGUCGUAGGGACAAUAUGGAAUGUGUUUGGGAUCGGCUUUUCCCUGUAUGGGAUCUGCCAGGUGAAAGCUUUUCGCCUUCAGGACGUGUCGUUGCUCCACAACCUCCUGUUUGGCAGCCUGAUCGCUGCUGUGGAUCCCGUGGCGGUGUUAGCGGUCUUUGAAGAGAUACACGUCAAUGAAAAGCUGCACAUUUUGGUCUUUGGCGAGUCGCUCCUGAACGACGCCGUCACGGUGGUGCUAUACAAGCUAUUUCGAUCUUUCUGUGAAAUGUCAACCAUCAAAACUGUGGAUGUUUUUGCUGGAGUUGGAAAAUUCUUUGUGGUUGGGCUAGGAGGAGUUCUAGUAGGUCUUACUUUUGGGAUGACCGCCGCCUUUACCACGCGAUUCACCAAGGAUAUCCGUGUCAUUGAACCGCUCUUCGUCUUCCUGUACAGCUACCUCUCCUACCUCACCGCCGAAAUGUUUCACCUUUCAGGGAUCAUGGCCAUUGUUGCUUGUGCCAUGGGCAUGAAACGCUAUGUGGAGGCCAACAUAUCUCUGAAGUCUCACACCACAGUCAAAUACUUCAUGAAGAUGUGGAGCAGUGUUAGUGAAACCCUCAUCUUCAUCUUUCUUGGAGUUUCCACCAUUGGAGAAAAUCAUGAGUGGAACUGGCCAUACAUUUGCUUCACUGUCAUUUUCUGUCUCAUUUGGAGAGCAUUAGGGGUCCUUGUGCUGACUUUCUUUGUGAACAGAUUUCACGUGAACACUGUCACCAGCAAAGACCAGUUCAUCAUAGCGUACGGGGGGCUCCGAGGAGCCAUUUGUUUCUCUUUGGUUUUCUUGCUUCCUGACUUCCGCAGAAAGAAGCUCUUCAUUGCAGCAACGACUGUUGUCAUCCUCUUCACCGUGUUUGUCCAGGGAAUGACCAUCCGUCCUCUCGUUGACAUGUUGGCUGUCAAGAGGAAAAGAGAAAGUGCUCCUACAGUGGGAGAGCAGAUCCAUAUUCGGUUCUUGGAUCAUUUGCUGGCUGGCAUUGAAGAUAUAUCUGGACACUGGGGACAGUAUUACUGGAAAGACAAAUUAGAAUAUUUCAACAGCAAAUACCUGCAGAAGAUCCUUCUUCGAGAAUACGAUCAGCCAAAAUCAAGUAUUGUGCUUCUCUACGAGAAGCUGGAGCGCAAGCAUGCCAUCGAGCUAGCAGAAGCGGGGCAGCUGGGUCAUGCCCCGUCUCACCCGUCCUUGCUCAACAACAGGACUGUCAUAACAGACAAAAAAUUGGAGAAUACUCUGAAUCUGGAUGUCCUGGAAAACAUACAGGAAAUACUGGCAAGGAACCUGUACCGGAUAAGGAGAACGGGGCCGGCGUACAACAGGCACACCCUUCCCGGAGAGACUGAGCCCAUGGGACGCGCCAAGGAGAUCCUGAUCCUCCGGCACAAGGGCAUGCGGGUGGAAGUGAGCCGAGGUGAUGGGAUCAUCUCCAGGAAGGAGAAGGAUGACUCCUACUCGAUGCCGGGUGACUCCAGGCCAUGCCGCUCCCUCUCCGCGGGGAAUGCAGAAAAGCUUCAGGGAGUGAAAGAGAACCGCUCGCAGUCUGUGUGCGUCAUCCCACCACCACAGCCCAGUGACACGGCCUGGAGGGAGAAGAAAGAAAUGGAGAAAGAGCUGACUUUGGAGAUGUAAAAGCAAAAGCGAUGCCGGCGGCUUCCUGUGAUGGGUCUGACUCUGGUUCAUGGAUGGCUGCUAUACAUGUAGAUAAUGUAAAUAAGAUGAAUAUUGAAAAGGACAGGGUGGACAGGACACAGUGGGCAUCACAACAUGUGCUCUCGUUGCACAGCACUGGGCUUUUAAAGGGAACUGAGGGAAAAGAUGCAAAGCUGAGCACUAGCAGUGCAAGGUAACGCUUGAGAGAGGAGCUCAGGAAAAUGAGUGUGUUCAGCCUGCAAAAACUGCUGAAACUGCCUGUAACUGCAAGAAAGGAUGUUUUAAUAAGGUGAGAUAUCAGAUCUUCUCAUUAGUCAGCAGGGAUAGGCUAAACAGGAGGGAGCGUUUAGAUUGUAUUCAGGGAAAACUUCAUAAUCUCAAGGACAGUUUUUAUUAGGUGACAGAGCGUGACAGGAGAAACAGUAAAAGAUCUUUUCUGCUCCUCGGCAGCUGAGGGAUCCUGACUAUGAACAUUAAUCACAUGAAGUCCAAAGAUAAGCCAUAGAGUUAAAUAAGGCGUUGUGUCUUACCGCAGGGACUGUCCCACACCUAGACCGAGUUCUUUUAAUGAAACCUUUUCACAGCUGCAUUAAAAGGGGAAAAUAUGUGCUUGCUCUUUAUUUUUAAAUUUAUUUAAGAAAUGGUUCACCUUAAACAAGAAAAUGGGGUGCUCCAAACCCAGUGGUGAUACCAGGAGAAAAGCGUGCCGGCCCUUAUAGAGACGGGCAAGCCUGGCGCUGUGGCUGCUUUGCAGCAAGCGUGAAAAGACUCUCAGCCGAUCCCUGCUGCCGUAGCCGGGAGCUGCAGGGUGAGAGUUCAGUGCAUCUCUUUAGAAGAUGCAGAGAACGACCUGAAACCUUGCUGCUGUGGAGCGCUUCUGCCAGGAAGGCUGCAACCCCCUUUGCAGAGCGGGUGUGGGUGAACUCCGGGGAUAGCACGCGAGGAAGGCAGAUAUCUCCAGACUUGCGUGAUUGUCUUUGAAACUCCAGGUAAGUGUUCAAGCCUUUCAAUUCUUGUCCAUAGCUGAACCCAAUAGGGUAAGUUUUAGCAUUGCUGUUGUUGAGACUUUCCUUUCACUUCCAUUUGCUCUGCAUUAAAGGAUGGAAGUGUAUUUAAUCUGAACAAGUGGCUCUUUCUGAAAUGAAAAUAAAAGAAACUAUGGGAAUUCGCAUACUCUCCUCCAUGAUAUUUUUCUAGAGCGUUUCUCCUGUGUGCAGAAAUACUCCAUUGGAAGACCGCUGCCAGGUACACUGGGCUUUUCUUUUCUAUUAAAGACAAAAAAUGGUGUGUAUGUACACUUUUAAAUGAUGUGGGGGGUCUCAUUUUCGUUUGAACAAACCCCUUUGCAGUGUCCUGACAUAAGCCAAUGUAGUUAAUUUUGGCUUGAAGGCUGCUCGUUGCUGCCCCAUCACUGAAAACUCACCUCGUUACAAAUGAAAAUUGGAUAUUUUAGCCUUAUUGAUGUGUCUGUGUAAAUAUAUGUAUAUAUUUAUUGAUUGUAGCUUAAAUCCCUUAUUGUCUUCAGUUACAUUAUUAAAGUUUUGGUUUGUUUUAUUUUAAUCCACCUUGCUUGGAUUUGCCCAUCUUUAAAGAUGUUGUAAUAUAUACGCGCUAUAUUUCUAUCUCAA